Molecule: messenger RNA, 4969 nt
Organism: Punica granatum (pomegranate)
Lineage: Eukaryota; Viridiplantae; Streptophyta; Magnoliopsida; Myrtales; Lythraceae
Source: RefSeq, a predicted model, not a curated record
UUCUUCUCCUUUUCGUCAGCUCCCAUACGUUUGUCCUGUCCGCUUUUUGAUUCUGUCUCCUGUCUCUCUCUCUCACAGUCGGAGACAGCAUCAGAGGUGGUCUCGGACGAGUCAAGAAAUCAAGACUCCCAGUCUGAUGUUCCCUUCCCUCUCGCCGAUACGUGACUGAUCACUCGCCAACACAAGGCGGCCAUGUCUCUCCACUUCCCCAACAAUCUCGGGCCUCUCGUUUCUUCUCAGUCGGAGGCAGUCGGUUCUGACCUGGGGAAGAAAACAGCCACGAAGUCCAACAUUGGCAUUUCGCUCUUUGAAGGAAGUAAAGAGCAUAUUAGGAAGGUGUUCGACAAGGUCCAGCUGUCUGUAUCGGCAUAUGACACUGCUUGGGUCGCUAUGGUCCCCUCUACAAGUUCCAUUCAGACUGCUCGAUUCCCUCAAUGUGUAAAUUGGUUAUUAAACAACCAAUUAUUGGACGGUUCUUGGGGACUUCCUGAUCGCCACCAUUUGUUGAUGAAGGAUGCUCUGUUAUCAACAUUAGCAUGUAUUGUUGCUCUCAAGCAAUGGGGUGUUGGGGAAAGACAAAUAGAGAGGGGUCUUGAAUUUAUUGCCUCAAACUCAUCAUAUGCUACUGAUGAAGAGCAGCAUCCACUGAUUGGAUUCGAUAUCAUAUUUUCUGAGAUGAUAGAGCAAGCUAAAUACUUGAACUUGAACCUUCCAUUGAGACAAUCCGAUCUAGAUGUUCUGCUUCGGAGGAGAAAUAAAGAAGUGAAAAGAUGCUUGGAAAGCUUCUCAGAAGGAAGUAGGGCUUACCUGUCUUACAUAUCGGAAGGAAUGGGUAAAUUGCAAGACUGGGAAAUGGUCAUAAAGUAUAAAAGAAAGGAUGGAUCCAUAUGCAAUUCACCAUCUGCCACAGCAGCUGCCCUUUCGAACUUGCAAAACUCUGACUGCCUCCGUUACAUCAAUGCACUAUUGGAGAAGCUCGGUGAUGCAGUGCCAGCAGUCUAUCCUCUGGAAAUAUAUUCCUGUCUACAAUUGAUCGACAAUCUGGAAAAGUUGGGUAUUCAUCGUCAUUUCCAGGAUGAAAUUGGAAGUGCUUUGGUUGACAUAUACAAAUGCUGGAUGAACGGGGAAGAAGAGAUAUUUCAGGACGUUGCCUGCCUUGCAAUGGCAUUUAGGAUUUUGCGUUCCCAUGGUUAUGGCGUCUCAUCAGAUGCUUUGAGUCAAUUUGCCGAAGAAGGAGGUUUCUGCAAGACCCUCGAAGGAUAUUUGAUGGACAUGCGGACUGUUUUGGAGCUGUACAGGGCUUCGCAGAUGAUAAUCUACCAAGAUGACAUUGUUUUAGAGAAGCUCCACAAUUGGACAAGUUGUCGGCUCAAGGAGAGGAUAGCUAAUAGUCCUCUUCAUGCAGAUAGACUUGAAAAGCAUGUCCAGCAAGAGAUGGAUCUUGCCCUAAAAUUUUCAAACCAUGCGAAUUUGGAACAGUUUGUUAAUAGGAGAAAUAUAGAGCAUUACAACACAGAUAAUACGAGGAUCCUGAAAUCUGCUUUCCGCUAUACUAAUAUUGGGAACAAAGUUUUGCUGAACUUGGCAAAGGAGGACUUCAACAAGUCUCAAGCAGUACACCAGGAAGAACUCAAACACCUCGCAAGAUGGGUAACUGACAAACGACUCGACAAACUUAAGUUUGCUCGGCAAAAGCUCGCCUAUUGUUACUUUUCCGCAGCAGCAGCUCUUCCAGCUCCGGCACUAUCAGAUGCUCGCAUUGCAUGGGCUAAAAAUGGUGUCCUUACUACCGUGGUUGAUGACUUCUUUGAUGUUGGGGGAUCAAGGCUGGAACUUGACAAUCUAAUAAAAUUGAUCGAAAAGUGGGAUGUAGAUGUGGCUGCUGAUUGCUGCUCUGAGAAUGUCAAGAUCAUAUUUUUGGCUCUCCAGAGCUCAAUAUGCGAGAUUGGAGAUAGAGCAAUUAUCUUGCAAGGACGUAAUGUGAAGGCUCAUGUGGCUGAAAUUUGGUUAGAUCUGUUGAAGUCUAUGUUGAAAGAAGCUGAGUGGUCUGCAACAAAAUCAGUUCCACAGAUGGACGAGUACAUGGCUAAUGGACUAGUAUCAUUUGCUUUAGGCCCAAUUGUUCUCCCAACUCUCUACCUUAUCGGGCCCAAACUUUCAGAAGAUGCUGUUAGAAGCACGGAGCUCCUCCACUUGUUCGAGCUUAUGAGUACUUGUGGGCGUCUGUUGAAUGAUAUUCAGGGCUUCAAGAGAGAAUCUGAGCAAGGGAAGCUGAAUGCAGUAUCACUGCAAAUGACUCAUGGGGGAGUAAGCAAAAAAGAGGCCAUUAACUCGACCAAGGACUUGAUUGCGAGCAACAGGAGAGAGCUCCUGAAGCGAGUUUUGGGAGAGAGUGGUGUGAGCAGCAUAGUCCCGAGGGCUUGUAGGGACCUGUUCUGGAAGAUGAGCACUGUGUUGCACCUCUUCUACAUGGAGGAAGAUGGUUUCACCUCGCAGAAGAUGGCUGAUGCCGUAAAAGACUUGCUUGAACGACCGAUCAUUCUCAAUGAUCAACCGUAGUUGUCUUAAUACUAUCUGAAAAUUAAGUUGUGUGCUCUGGCACUUUUGUGCGCAGUCUUAUAUUUUGUUGAUAAAGAGAAUGUCCUUUUUCCAAGAGGAUGAAUUCCUCGAACUUGUUUUUGUUUCCUUUGCAGUGAUGUACCUUGCUCUGUUUCUGGGGACGAAUUUCUUGCUAUGCGGAAGGGACUCUAUCUGUUGCCUGAGAAUUUCGAUGGACAGAGCGCUUUGAGUUACUAGUGCACAGAGAUGGAACUGAGACGGAGGUUGUGCCCAAAGUAGAUCACUAUCCUACUUUCGUAUACUCUUUCAUUCCAUAGCACCAAACGUACCAAAUGUGACACCGCGAGUAUGCAAAAGACACGGUUUCCGUGUUGAGUCAUAGGUCAUCUUUGAAAAAGAGAAAAUUUAAUUAUUGGCGGGACAGUAACGGUCAUGCAUCUUUACAAGGUUCUCCCUGUCUGUCUGUCAGUCUCUCUCUCUCUCUCUCUCUCCCUCUUUCACUGUUGCCUUUAGCAUCUUUUUCAUCUACUAAGCCUUAACCUAGACGAAAGCAUCCGGUCCCUUUUGUUUCUUCUUCAGUACUCCGUUCUCUCUCUCUCCGAGCGAAACGAGAUGGGUAGCAUCUUCUCCUCCCUCAAGCAAUGCGCCCAAGUCUACACCUGGCAGCACCCUGCGACGACCAAUUCCAGCCAGACCAGAGUGCCGUUGCCGCUGCCAUCUCGACGCACCAUGUCAAAGGAAGAGGUCCAGAGUCACAGGAAAAAAUACUCGUUCAUUGCCGAUAACUUCACUUCCCUUGAUCAGGUUACUGCCGCCUUGAGAGAAGCGGGACUGGAGUCAUCUAAUCUCAUCGUCGGCAUUGAUUUUACGAAAAGCAAUGAGUGGACUGGUUUGUGGUUUUGCAUUUUGAUGAUGUCUUGCGCCGUACAGUUGGGGAGGAUAUGCGAUCCCACUUGGCUUAGAAGAUUUCUGGUGAAAGGGAAUAACUUGAUAUGCUAAUUGUCUUUUCUUUUUUUUUGUGUUUUCUGCCAAUCGAUUGAUGUUUUCAUUGAGAAGGCAAAGCUUCGUUUGGGAACCGGAGCUUACACACUAUUGGAGAUACCCCAAAUCCAUAAGAGAGCGCCAUCUCAGUCAUUGGCAAGACUUUGGCUCCAUUCGAUGAGGACAACUUAAUCCCGUGUUUUGGCUUCGGUGACGCCACAACCCAUGAUCAAGAGGUCUUCAGCUUUCACAGUGAUCAUUCUCCUUGCCACGGAUUCGAAGAAGUUUUGACCUGCUACAGACGGAUCGUUCCGAAUUUGAGACUUGCAGGUCCGACAUCAUACGGACCAGUGGUUGAGGCGGCAGUCGACAUUGUGGAGAGAAGUGGCGGGCAGUUUCAUGUAUUGAUCAUUAUUGCCGAUGGUCAGGUAGACAAACCUUGCCGAACCAAAAUGGCUAGGCCAGGGUCGGGUAGGGGUGAAAGAUCUCAAGCCUCCUCGGUCCAUGACCAGGUCCUGUGAGCACAGAGAUACACAUAAUUCUCCCGUAAAAAUGAAAUAGCCGUGCCUCACUUGUCAAAUGCAUGGUCACAUGUUCUGGCAUAAAAUUCAGAUUCCUUACUCUAGGUUACAAAGAGCGUUAAUACCCGGGAUGGGGAGCUGAGUCUGCAGGAAGAAAGGACGAUCCAAUCAAUCGUGACUGCGAGUUCAUAUCCGCUUUCUAUAAUCCUUGUUGGAGUGGGUGAUGGACCGUGGGAUGACAUGAAGAAGUUCGACGACAAGAUCCCCGCCCGUGAUUUUCAUAAUUUUCAGUUUGUCAAUUUCACCGGUAUUAUGUCAAGAAGUGGAACUCAAUCCGAGAAGGAAGCUUCAUUUGCUCUUGCUGCUCUCAUGGAGAUCCCGUUUCAGUACAAAGCAGUCAUGGAACUCUGCAUUCUCGGCCGUGUUAUGGGGAAAGCUAAGAGGGUAAAUCCACGCCCUCCUCCACUUCCUCACCAUCCACAUGCCACCCUUACUCGUGAACCAAGCAACCCUACAGCCACCACAGUAGACGAUCAGAACCAGGCCUGUCCUAUUUGCCUGACAAAUCGCAAGGACAUGGCAUUUGGCUGUGGUCACAUGACUUGUAGAGAGUGCGGACCAAGGGUGCGGAACUGUCCUAUAUGCCGGCAGCCAAUCAGCAGUCGCAUUCGGUUGUAUACAUAAGAACAGAUACAUAGUAAAACGUAUAUAUAUCAGAAUAUUCAUAACAUUCUUCUGGAUGUAGAAAAUCAUCAUACGAUUGUAAAGCUUGAUUCCCGAGACUCAUAGUACCAGAGUUUCGUUGGUUUUGCAAUUGGUUUAUACACUGGUUGUACCUGACGACCUUAAUUAUUCUCUUGGGCUGUUGCUUUCUGAGUUUGCAGCAAUAUUAUUUUUUUACUUGAGGC